Molecule: messenger RNA, 1030 nt
Organism: Protomyces lactucae-debilis
Lineage: Eukaryota; Fungi; Ascomycota; Taphrinomycetes; Taphrinales; Protomycetaceae
Exons: 1
Coding region: 260-919 (219 amino acids)
Source: RefSeq, a predicted model, not a curated record
UUCCGACGGUGGGGACUUGGAAGAGGCAUGCGCUCCUACCUUAUCAAAAGUCUAGAAUCUAUACCGCAUUCGGGCUACUAGGCACUACUCACCGACCUCUCGGUUAGCUCAUCUCCGAGCACAUGGUCGAAUACGAGACAAUUAUUUGCCCCUUACUUGUGCCUCCUGACUCUAUCAAUGCUCGGAUACUAAAGGAGAUCGCAGCCAAUUUCUCAUCUCUGCCUCUGAUCUAAUUCGACAUUCUCAAAGAGAGCAGGCGAUGCGCGUCAGCAAACCAUACUUCCUACUCUUGUUCGGCUUUUCUACCUUUUCUGGCUCGCGGUGUGCAGCUGAUCACACUUGCUCGUCCAAGCCGUAUCCUUACCCUUUCCAAUCGAUUCCACAGGCAGGCUACAACAACAACGGGCGGCCACUGAACGUUCAUUCUAUACCACCUGCGAAAGUGUCAUUGGCAGCGUGCCGCGUAUUGCACUGGGAGGGUGACGGCAAGGGUGGUGGAUCAUUUCAAUUACAACCGUGUAAUGUGACGACAACAAAUGACGGCACCGGCGGGCACUGUUUCGUGAUUGCUGUAGAUCAUGAGGCCGAGAGACUCAUCAAGGCUGGUCAUCCAGAUACGUGGAAUGUCUUCAAUGUCAAGAAAGGACCUCAUGGGGAGAUACUGCACAAAUUUGCCCUCUUUUGUGGCUAUGUCGAGACACUUUAUGAUGGUACCUUAGUGCCAACGCUUUCGCUGAAGGGGCAUGAGAACACACUGCGGAAUGCAGCGCUUGCUAUGGGAGAAGUGGCGCGCAAAGCGUACACUCCGCCUGCUCCAGCUGGCAGUCAUUCUACCCUCACGUGCAGGUGGGAUUACACGCGUGACCUGGAAUUCGUUCAAUGGAAUUGCUAUGUGACAACUUGUCUUUGGACUAACUAGCUAUAUAUCUGAGGUCUUCCUAGUCAUGAAUGGAUUGUUCCCCGCUCGAUGUGCUCAUGUGCUGUAAAUUGCAAAGGCCAAACUGUGUCGUCGAAUGCAUUUGACACGCCC